Molecule: messenger RNA, 2001 nt
Organism: Musa acuminata AAA Group (dessert banana)
Lineage: Eukaryota; Viridiplantae; Streptophyta; Magnoliopsida; Zingiberales; Musaceae
Product: disease resistance protein RGA2-like
Exons: 2
Coding region: 1-2001 (666 amino acids)
Biological process (GO): defense response to fungus
Molecular function (GO): ADP binding
Source: RefSeq, a predicted model, not a curated record
AUGGCAGGAGUGGAUUUGCGGCAUGUACUCUUGGAUUUGCUGCCAUCGUCUGAUAUGACGAAGCGAUGUCGAGAACUAGGUAUCCAACAUCAUCUGCAGAAGAUUAUUCCUGACCUUUGGGCCAUCAAUGCAGUCAUUCGGGACGCGACGAUGCGGGCGUGGGCGCAGCCAGAGACGAUGCGGACGGCGGACGUGGAGAUGUGGAUGGCGGAUGCGGGUGCAGCCAUUGCGGACGUCCAAAACCUGCUCGACCGGAUCUUGGAGUGGCCGGGGAGGGCAACGGCAACGUCGAAUCCCUUGUUGCGCUCCUUCCUCAGCAUCCGAGUGGCUUUUCGUCUUUCUAUUCUGCACGAGUUCAAGGAGAUGGGGCUCAGGUUGAAGGAGCUCGUCCUUAGGGGGUCUGCCUUGGACCUCCGGAAGGAGAUGAUGGAUGCCAUGGAUCCAUGCGAUGAAGAGUACUCCUAUGUCCUAGGAGAUGAAGUGGUGGGAAGAGAUGAGGACAGAGAUAAUAUUAUAGAGAUCAUUCAGCAGAAUCAAUCAUCCAGCAACGGUGAGCCCUUCGUCAUUGUCAUCCAUGAUGAAUCGUCGUCUCCAUCUUAUCCAUCCAUGGGGAAGACAACCCUGGCUCGGAUGAUUUACCACCACCCCUGGGUGCGCCAACAUUUCCAUCAUCGAAUCUGGGUGGACGUUUUCAUCGACUUAUCUUUCGAUCAACUAAGCAUCGGGAGACAAUUUGCAAGAUGUAUCACGGGAGAAUCGUGCGACCAUCUGCAAUCACACCAAGCUAUCUGGCUACUUGUGAAUGAACGGCUCGGCCAAAGAAGAUACUUGCUCAUCUUGAAUGACAUAUACUAUAGUUAUUGGGAAGAGGGGUUGAAAGACAAAUGGGAUCAACUCAAGCACAACCUAUUGCAUGUGGGUGGAAUCGGAAGUACAGUGAUCAUCACCACCAACCAUAUGCAGCCUAUAGAUAUAUUUGGGUCCAGAGACUACUCGUUGGAUGGCCUAUCAGAGGAUGCUUGGAUAAAAUUGUUCAUGAGAGACACAUUCAUUGGAUCAGCGCAGGACAAAGCGAACACUUGUACCAUAAAUUUUCUACUUCAAUUUGCGGAGCAACAAUACCAAACACUUAAGGGUGAAACAAUUAGUGGCAAAAAACUUGAUGGCUCUCCCUUGCUGGCAAAGACGUUGGGCUCAAUAUUCAGGUACACUGAGGUAUUGGAAGACCUUCAGCCUAACCUAGCUUUAGAGAAAUUAGAAAUUGUUUCUUAUAUGGGGAAGAAACUCCCGAGCUGGAUGGUGUGCAAAGAAGGAAAUCUAAGGCAUUUAAGAGAGAUCAAGCUCGUCAAUCUCAGGAAAUGUGAAAGGCUACCACCGCUUGGACAACUAUCAUACCUUAAGACUGUUGAGAUAAGUGGCAUGGAUUCAAUUAGUGCAGUGGAUGAUGCAUUUUACGGUGAUGGUAAUGGUGACACAUUUCCUAGAUUGGAAACACUCAUUUUCUCAGAAAUGCCUCUGCUGGAGAGAUGGCCCAAGGCAAAAGGUGAAGGUGACGUGUUCCCGGUACUUAGAACGUUGAUACUAAUCCAGUGUCCAAAAUUCAAGGAAUUGCAUGUGCGACCAUCAACAACAAGGGAAUUCCUUAUACUUGAACUAUGGUUGAAUAAUGACAAGUUGCUGACCUCUGAAUUUGUAGGUUGGCAGAACCUUAAAGAUGUCAGAGUGUUGGAGAUAACGGGGUGUGAAGAGCUGAGGUGCUUACCACAGGGUAUCAAGUAUCUCAAGAACCUUUCCGAUUUGUAUAUUAUCCGAUGCAACAAUUUGAUCUCUUUUCCGGAUUGGUUGGCAGAACUCCCGAGUCUUGAUCCGUGGGAAGAACACAGAAUUCCUUUCGACCUGAUUGUACGAGAUUGCGCCAUGCUGUCAUUCAUUCCCGAGAGGCUCAAACCAUCGCCCCAUUUUCGCAUGAAUAUCAAAGGCUGUCCAAAGUUGGGGGUCUAA